Molecule: messenger RNA, 828 nt
Organism: Prorocentrum cordatum
Lineage: Eukaryota; Dinophyceae; Prorocentrales; Prorocentraceae
Source: the annotation of a GenBank genome assembly
AUGGCGCUCCUGGCCCUGGCGUGCUGGAGGGUAGUGUCGGCGUCGGCCCCGCGGCCCCUGGGGCCGCCUCCGCCCCCGGAUGCUGCUGACGCGCCUGCCCAGGGUCUGGGCGGCGGUGAGGUGCCUGGCGAGCGUGCGGAUCGCAGCGCCAUCGGUGCCCUUGCCUCCGUGGGCCCCUUGCGGUCGCCGCUUGGGGGCGCGCAGCAGGUGGACGCGUCCAACGGCUCGGCGUGCAGCACGAUCUGCUCGGACAGCGCUCGCCUCGGCACCCAGAUUGUGCAAUACUUGGCUCGGAAUGAUGCGGCCCUCUUGAGCGGGGGCACGCAGGCUCCUCCUGCGCCCACCGCGUCGGAGGGCGAUGGCCCCUCGUGCUCGGAGGGCGUGUUCGUUUCGUUCCUGGACGGCUUCUCGGUGGCGGCGGUGGCGUGUGCGGCCAAGGGGCCGAAGUCGGGAGUUGAGUCGCUCCUGGACUUGACCGAGGCCCGCGACCUCGGCGUCCGCCUCGGAGGUGCAGGUUGUCCAGGUGCCGAGGAGCACGGCGAGCAGGGCCUGCCUUUCGUCGAGGAGCCCGAGGUCGAGUCCCAGAAGGGCGCGAAGUCCGUGGAGGCCGACCUGGCGGCGCACGGCGCGAAGGCCUCGCAGGGAGUGGUGGAGUCGACCGUGGGCGCAGUGCGGGCUCAGGCGGAGACCGAAGCGCUCGGCGCCGCCAUGCUGGCGAGAGCUGCCCUCCAGCGUGGCGACAUCGCCGAGGGCCUUCGGCUGCGGGAGGCGGCACAGGCGAAGCACCUGGAGAGCGUGCCCAGGCGCCCUGGCGAGUGCUCGGAGUGA